Messenger RNA from Drosophila serrata, 1960 nucleotides. It is a transcript of the gene Mal-B2, whose product is annotated as Maltase B2. Gene Ontology annotation, biological process: carbohydrate metabolic process. The record is from RefSeq and is a predicted model, not a curated record. NCBI's taxonomy places the organism in Eukaryota, Metazoa, Arthropoda, Insecta, Diptera, Drosophilidae.
GCUGCUAAAAUUGCUCACAAAAGUGCAAAUAAUUUGCUUUUAGUUUUAUUUACAAAUCUUUGAGUCUGCUGUGCUUGGGAUCCGCCAUGUCAGGAUUGGUGAAAAGUGACACGGAGGACUUUAUUGAUUGGUGGCAACACACUGUCUUCUACCAGAUCUACCCGAUCUUCAAGGACAGCGAUGGUGAUGGCAUUGGGGACUUGAAGGGCAUUACCUCAAAGCUGCCUUAUCUGGCGGAAACGGGCAUCACGGCCACCUGGCUCAGUCCCAUCUUCCAGUCGCCCAUGGUGGAUUUUGGUUACGAUAUAUCGGACUACAAGCAGAUUCAGCCGGAAUAUGGCACCAUGCAGGACUUUGAGGAACUCAUAGACACUGCCUAUGGUUUAGGGAUCAAAAUCGUUUUGGAUUUUGUCCCCAAUCACAGCUCGGAUCAGCACGAAUGGUUCAAGAAAUCGGCAGUCAAAGAGCCCGGAUUCGAGGACUUCUAUGUGUGGCAAGAUGGCAUCCCUCAGGAUAAUGGCACCCGGCUGCCUCCGAACAACUGGCAGUCCGUCUUCUACGGUUCAGCCUGGGAAUGGCACGAAGGACGACAGCAAUUCUAUUUGCAUCAGUUUACCAAAGAGCAACCGGACUUAAAUUUCCGCAAUCCCAAAGUGGUCAAGGCCAUGGACGAUGUGAUCCUCUUUUGGCUCAACAAAGGCGUGGCUGGCUUCCGCAUUGAUGCAGUUAAUCAUCUAUUCGAGGAUGAGGCUCUGAAGGAUGAACCAUUGAGUGGAAAGACCCAGGAUCCGCUGUCCUAUGACUACAGCAAACAUAUCUACACCAAGGAUCUGCCAGAGGUUCUGGAAAUGAUUCAACACUGGCGGCAACUGCUGGACGAUUUCAGUUCCAAGAAUCCUGACCGACCCACACGCAUCAUGAUGACGGAGGCGUAUGCAGGACUCACCCAACUGGCAGACUACUACGAGGACCACAAUGGGGUAAGGGGCUCGCAUCUGCCCUUCAACUUCCACUUCAUUACGGACGUGAAAGGCGACGCGGAUGCGCGUGACUUUGUCUACAACGUGGAGAAGUGGCUGAUCUACAUGCCGCGCGGGCAUGCGGCCAACUGGGUCAUGGGCAACCACGACAACCCCCGAGUGGCCUCCAGAUUCGGUGCAUCCAGUGUGGAUGCCAUGAACAUGCUGCUGCUCACCCUGCCCGGCGUGGCAGUCACAUAUAACGGCGAGGAGCUGGGCAUGGAGGACUAUCGCGACAUCAGCUGGCAGGAUACGGUGGACCCGCCGGCCAGAAAUGUGGGAGAGAAGCUUUACAAGGAGGUCUCCCGGGAUCCAGAGCGAACACCAUUCCAGUGGAGUAAUGAGGCGAAUGCGGGCUUCUCGACUGCCCCCAAGACCUGGCUACCCGUCCCCAAUUAUUUGGAACUGAACUUGGAGGCACAGAAGGCGGCCAAUAAAAGCCAUUACAGUGUCUACAAGGACCUCAUAGAACUGAGAAAAUCGGCCAUAAUGCGGCAGGGACGUUUCAACAUUGAACCCAUUUCACGUUGGGUGUUUGCCUUCAAGCGCUCCUAUCCCAACUUUGAAACGAUAAUUACCAUCAUAAAUGUGAGUGACAAGGAACAGUUGGUGAAUCUCUCAGAGUUUAUUAAUCGUCCCAAGAAAUUGGUUGUUGAAGUUUCCGGAGUGGAUUCCAAAUAUGAAAUGGGCGACAGGAUUCUGGUCGAGGAGGCCUCUGAACUUAAUCUGCCCCCCGGAGGUGGAAUUGUGUUAAGUGAGCGCAGUUUGGCGGUAAUGAGCCAACAGCGACGCAACCUGGUUAAGCAAAUCAUACAGUCGGCCAAUGUGGUGCUGGUGGGUCUGCUGGUCUAUAACUUGUGGCGUCACAAAUGGACCAAAGUGAAUUUCAAUCAGCAUCAGCAGUUUUGAUUGAUUUUCCCCCUCUUCUCUAUGUGUGUGGA